Poecilia latipinna (sailfin molly) is the source of this 3117-nucleotide messenger RNA. Its product is annotated as F-box only protein 30-like. Lineage: Eukaryota; Metazoa; Chordata; Actinopteri; Cyprinodontiformes; Poeciliidae. Gene Ontology annotation, molecular function: zinc ion binding; protein binding; ubiquitin protein ligase activity. The record is from RefSeq and is a predicted model, not a curated record. The coding region runs from base 356 to 2566 and encodes 736 amino acids. The transcript has 3 exons.
AGAAAAUCAAAGACUAAAACAAUUCACCUGUGUAAACUACAGUAAUGCUUCUUUCAGCAAUAUUGAAAUGUGUUUUCCUUUUUCUCCCACUCGAUUAUAUUGCAACGGCAUAAACUUCACAUUUUGUUAAAUAAAGUUUUGAAGAGGGGAGAAAAAAAAACCGGUCGAGACGAUGACUGACUGAGAGUGGCUAGCUAUCUUUAGCAGUUUCUUCCCAGCGGCAACUACAGUUAAUAGACACGUUUAGACGCAUUAAUGUAGAAACUAUCAAAGACGUCAUAACACGCCUUUUCCUGUCAAUACGACACACAGAGGCGCCCAUAUAAACCACUCCACCCCCUCAGUGGCUCUUCAAAUGGAGCACCACCAUGUUCACUGUAUCUCCUGUGUUAAUCAAAGAUGCAUGGUCAGACCUGAACCAGGAGUUUCUUGUGAUCUAAUCGCAUGUCCAUUGGUGUGUGGGGCUGUGUUUCACUCCUGCAAAGUUGAUGAGCACCAACUUUUGUGCCCACUUACGAGGAUUCCAUGCCUUAAUAGUGGCUAUGGCUGCCCAGCCAUGCUGAUCCGUAACCAGAUGUCUGCACACCUGGAUGUCUGUCCAGCUGGAGCUGUCUCCUGCACAAUGGAGUGGAACAGGUGGCCUGUUAGCUGCUUGAACUACACCUCUUAUGAGAGCCUAAUUAGCCUGUUGGAAGAGAUGGAGCAGCUGGACAUGGCGCUUGCACUUCAGGACCAACAAACACUCCUUGAUUCGAUGAAGAUGAUUGCCAAGACUCCAUCUCCACAAGAAGAUCCAGCCACUAGAAAGGAGAUUAAAGCGAAACAUUUAGCUUCACAGCCGUCUGCUCUUGAAAUCUCAACCUCGCAGUUGUCCUCCUCGCAUCAAUCCCAGUCAGCCCCCAAAGCUUCAACAAAGGAGAAAAUUCUCAGUGGGAUUAACGGUUUGAAAGAGGAACACCUGAGUAAGUUGUAUGAGGCCACAGUUGAGACUGCAAGAAGCUUAGCUGCUGCUCUAGACUUUGUUAGCAAUGCCAGCUGUGGUGAAAGUAGCUCAGGAGGUGAGAAUGUAGGAGAUGUCUUGCUACAAAACAGUUUGGACAGUAAUAGAGACAUUCAGAAUGGACUGGAAGACAUAACCCCACAACAUGCUGAUGGUUUGCACAAAAGUAACAUAAAUGGGAACAGUUCUAGUCUGAGCCGCUUAGAUGAAAAUGGAGCUUUUGAAGGAAUCAGUAGGCAGAACAAAACCGCAGCCAAUGGACCAUCGGUGGAGGCAACAAAUGCUGAUACUUCACAAGAACCUGCGACCCCACAAAUUAUAUCCCCAGUCCAUGUGACCCAGGGUGUGGCACAGCGGGCUGACCAUGUAGUUCUGGACAAUAAAGGGCUAGUUCUUCCAGGAAGUCUUGGACCUGAGAGGAUGCUGCCCCUGAACCUCUUCUAUAAGGGCCAGGUUCAAUAUCCUCUAACUAAUGGACAAUUAGGUGCUAAAGCAGACAAGUCACCGUAUAGGCUGCGGGUAGAAAUGGAAGACAAAGCAGUUGAUACUUCAGACUUGGAGCAUGAUGAUCCUAUGGGCCUUGGGGAGAUUGAUGCAAUCCCACCAGCUCUACUCUUCUGUUUGGAAGAGUCCAGGGAGUGUAGAAGGAUCUCUGAUACGGUCUACAUUGAUGGUUACCGUGUUGAUCUCGGCACGCAGACUUUCACAUUUCCUGCGGCAGUCUUGGUGACUAAUACAAGAGUGGGCGACAUGGCCUCUGUUUCAGCCUGUGACCAUGCAGCACCACAGCUCGCCUACCCCAGCCCUCUUCGUACCCUUCGCCUCGGCCAGGUCCUCGAAGCUCUGGAUUCAGAGGCGGUCCCAUAUAAUCGUUACCUCCCACCUAACCCCCAACACCAGCACACCUUUCCUUUCUUAUGUGGUCAGUCAUUCAGGCGGGACCAGUUUUCGUCACAUUUCAGAAACAUCCACGGGGAGAUUCACGCUUGGCUCAGUGGCUGGAUAGAGCAACGCUGCCCCCUUGCAUAUUAUGGCUGUACAUUUUCCCAGCGGAGAUUUUACCCAUCUACUCGAGGAUCAAAGGUGGUUCACGAUAGGCAUCUUAAGGCAUUUGGGGUUCAGCCCUGCACCAGACUGCAACCUCCAACAGAUUCCCAGUCAGACCGGUUUAGUGGGCUCCCCAUUGAGAUACUGUGGCAUAUAGCUGGAUUCCUGGAUAGUUUUAGCCUGUGCCAGCUGUCCCUGGUGUCAAGGACUAUGAGGGAAGUGUGUGCCAGUCUCCUCCAGACCAGGGGCAUUGUAGAGCUGCAGUGGGAGCGAACAGAUUGUCCUAGUGGGAUCCGUAAUGUGUCGUGGCAGGUCAAAAAUAAGGUGUGGCGAUUCAGCACCGCUUUCACUCCUGUAUCCUCUUGGGGUUUCACUGAGGUCCCCAGCAUGUCGGUUCACCUUAAGAAGUGUCCUUUCAACGUAGUAGAGCAGAAGACAGAACCAAUACCUCUUCCUGCCAUGUGUACCGCACGAGAUGGACUGUCACUCCGCCGCGUCCUGCGUCAUGUCAACACUUGACCAAACAAGGCCGAUCUGCAUGAGAUUCACUGUAGCUUUAUGAGAAUGUGGCUAGUGAAGUAAAAUGGAUUCCGAUUAGUUUUGAUUAUAAAGAAGCCUUAAUGGGGAAAAAAAAGACUUCAGGUCUGUUAAUGGUUUUGAAUGUGUAAUGAAAAAGUGAGCAUUCACAAUUGCUUUGCAUGGAUUUGUGAUGAAAGUGCACCUAUAUUCUGCUAAGAAAACAUAUUUUGACAAAGAUAAUUGUGCACAACAGAUUUAUAUUCUCCUGAAGAUUAAAUAUUAUUCUGCCUUUCGUAUGUAUCUAUGGAAAACAAUACAUGUUAAAACUCCAUUAUUUCUGAAUAUUAUAAACCAUGCCAGCACUUUAUAUUUUAAUUCCUUCCAAACUGAACAGUGAACUUUGUCUGACGAGCUUCCGAUCAUUACUAAGGGUCAAGUUCAGUGUGCAUGUUAUGGUUAGGUUUAUCUGAAGUUUGGAUCACAGUUUGAUAUCACAAAAUGACUAAUGUACCUGAUUGCUGCAGUUUAAUAAAGUGUUUACUGACUUUUUA